AUGUCCUAUUCUUCUCCAACAACAGGAUACUCACCAACAAAUUACACCUCUCCGGGAACGGUUCAAACACCUGGAAAUUAUGGUUAUUCCCAAUACUCUCCCGGGGGUGCCCUGUCUCCAUCUCCACCCAUGACCACUUCUCCUUCGGGACUGAGUCCUGGAGGUGCUGCUAUGAGUCCUGUAGCAACACCAAAUCCAUUCCAAGAAACCGAUUAUCAAGCAAGAACAGCCUCAUCAUCGGCCGCUGUAACCACCACACAACCAACUGUACCUAGUGGAAGACGUGAGAAAAUUGUUGCCGUCACUUAUGUGUGCGGACACUGUGCUAAAUUGAAUACAAUCAAACAAGAUGAUGUGAUUCGUUGUAGAGAAUGUGGUUAUCGUAUUUUGUAUAAGCAAAGAACAACAAGAAAAAUCCAAUUUGAAGCUCGUUAA
Molecule: messenger RNA, 435 nt
Organism: Naegleria fowleri
Lineage: Eukaryota; Heterolobosea; Eutetramitea; Acrasida; Naegleriidae
Exons: 2
Coding region: 1-435 (144 amino acids)
Biological process (GO): DNA-templated transcription
Cellular component (GO): RNA polymerase III complex; RNA polymerase II, core complex; RNA polymerase I complex
Molecular function (GO): DNA-directed RNA polymerase activity; DNA binding; zinc ion binding
Source: RefSeq, a predicted model, not a curated record